This is a messenger RNA of Penicillium riverlandense, 879 nucleotides long. Its product is annotated as 1-acylglycerol-3-phosphate O-acyltransferase SLC1. Gene Ontology annotation, cellular component: endoplasmic reticulum; membrane. The record is from RefSeq and is a predicted model, not a curated record. The transcript has 2 exons. Gene Ontology annotation, biological process: phosphatidic acid biosynthetic process. Lineage: Eukaryota; Fungi; Ascomycota; Eurotiomycetes; Eurotiales; Aspergillaceae. Bases 1 to 879 code for a protein of 292 amino acids. Gene Ontology annotation, molecular function: 1-acylglycerol-3-phosphate O-acyltransferase activity.
AUGUCAAUCUGCUCGUAUAUCCUACGAGGCAUCGGCUCAUUCAUAGUCGUGACCCUCUCUCUCUUCGCGCUGGGCCAAAAAGUGCCCAAAGCCGCCUUCCUCGCCCGCUGUCUAGCCGCCUACGGCUCCCUCCUCCUAUGCGCUACGUACGGCGUACUCGCCUCGAUCGUCCUCCGUCUGGUCGGCUACGGCCGCGUCUCACAAUGGGCCACGGCGCGCAGCUUCAAGUUCGUCAUGCGGUACACGACCGGCGUGAAGUUUGAGAUCGUCGAAGGCCAGGAACACCUCUCUACCCGCCCGGCCGUCUUCCUUGGAAACCACCAGUCGGAACUGGACGUGCUAAUGCUCGGAUACAUCUUCCCGCCGUAUUGCAGCGUGACAGCCAAGAAAUCGCUGAAGAAUAUCCCCUUUCUCGGCUGGUUCAUGACUCUCUCGCGGACGGUGUUUAUUGAUCGCGCGAACCGCGAAACGGCUAUGAAGGCUUUUGACGGCGCCGUCGAGGAGAUGAACACGCAUCGCCAGAGCGUGUUUAUUUUCCCCGAGGGAACGCGGAGCUAUUCUGACGAGCCGACGCUGCUGCCCUUUAAGAAGGGCGCGUUUCAUCUGGCGGUCAAGGCCGGCGUGCCCAUCGUGCCGAUUGUGACGGAGAACUACGCGCAUGUGCUGUCACCCCGGGCGGGGCGGUUCCAGGCGGGGACGAUCAAGAUCAAAGUUCUGCCUCCUAUCCAGACCCAGGAUCUCACCACGGCCGAUGUCGAUAGCUUGACCCUAUCGACACGCGAGUCCAUGCUCAAAACCCUGGUGGAAAUGGCCCACGCCAACAAGGAGAAGACCAAUACCGCUAACGGCGCGGCCGUCUCUACCGCUGUUGAAAUCUAA